Messenger RNA from Dichotomopilus funicola, 2829 nucleotides. RefSeq lists its product as uncharacterized. Gene Ontology annotation, cellular component: nucleolus. NCBI's taxonomy places the organism in Eukaryota, Fungi, Ascomycota, Sordariomycetes, Sordariales, Chaetomiaceae. The transcript is spliced from 3 exons. Gene Ontology annotation, biological process: positive regulation of rRNA processing; positive regulation of transcription by RNA polymerase I. The record is from RefSeq and is a predicted model, not a curated record. Bases 1 to 2829 code for a protein of 942 amino acids. Gene Ontology annotation, molecular function: RNA binding; protein binding.
AUGGCGCCUAAUAGGGACGUGAACGGCGACACAGCGUCCUUGAAACGGAAACGAGAGCCGAAGGACGAUCCUGCCCUGUCACAAAAGAAGCAUCGCCGGAGAUCCAACCAGCAGCAAGGGACGUCGCAACAACUUGACGGCGGUCUCGAGAUUCCAGAUGCCACGUCGGCCAACACCGGGGUAGUUCAGCAAAGGAUAGCACCAUGGAAGUUGUCCAAGCCAAUGGGCGGCAGGAUGCUGGAUAUCGAUCCCAUCUUUUCUCCCGACGAACGGCACUUGCUCAUCGUAUACAACACGUCGCUCCAAGUAUAUUCGACCAACGACUCCCUCCUGGUUCGCAGGAUUCCUAUCCCCGUGACGAGACCGGACGGCGAGAACGAACUCGCGUCGGCACAUAUCGUGGCCGCGGUUCUGUCAAAGAACGAUGCGAAUUAUGUUUGGGUCGCAACUUCAGACGGACGUAUCUGGCGUAUCAAUUGGGCCUCCAACUCAGCUGUGGGCGCUCCUUUUCAGAUCGAGGCUAAGAAAGUGUUGGACCUGGACGUGGACACAGUCGAGUUUGGCGGCAAGGCGGAAGAUGUUCUCCUGGUCUUGCAGAGACUCACAAAAGCCUCGGCGCAAAUAUUUGCCUACAACAGAAAGAGCCUGGAAACAGGGGUUGCUAAACUCCUCCACACUUACGACGAAAGCCCUCAACUCCUGCGGUCCAUCGCCGGAGCGAGACUGAUCGUUGCUGCGGCAAGGGAAACGUUGCACAUUGGCCAGUUGAAGGGGAAAAAGGUGGUCUCUCUGAUGGACUUGGCGUACCGCUUCCACUCCUUUGACGUCCCAGAUAUUGUCAGCUCCUUGGACGUCAGGCACACCGUUCGAGCAACGAAGAAAGGAGGAUAUGAGCUCCGGUCUGUUGAUCUUGCGAUUGGUUGUGCUCGAGGCGCAAUUUACGUGUAUCACGACUUGCUCGCCCAGCUACCGCAAGAUGAUGUUGGUGCCUUGAAGGUGGGCAUGAUACAGCCAAAGAAGCACCAUUGGCACCGUCGAGCUGUUCACAGUGUCAAAUGGUCUCAGGACGGCAACUACUUCAUCUCCGGGGGCUACGAAACCGUUCUUGUGCUCUGGCAAGUAGAUACCGGGAGGAUGGAUUUCCUCCCAUACCUGUCAGCAGCCAUCGAGAACAUUGUUGUGUCGCCUCUAGGGUCCUCGUAUGCCAUCCAUUUGGACGACAAUUCCACCAUGAUCCUAUCAACUGCGGAGAUGAAGCCAACCAUGUACGUCUCUGGCCUUCAGUCGCUCGUCUUGGGUGACCGUCCAUCCAAAGAUUCACUGGUGCGACGCAUUUGGCGACCGGCUGAUGAGAUUACAACACCGUUGGUUGCUGCUGUGAACCCGCGAUCUUCGUCACAAAUGUUUCUCUGCGUCGGCAAUGGGCAACAAGCUUCGUUGGGUGCGUCGCCCUCCACGCCACUUGUUCAGGUGUUUGACAUUUCGUCGUUCCACGGUGUCACGAAGCAUGCCAUUGCGCGGACCAGCGCCACCGACGCAAAUAUCACCACAGAGGGCGCGCCAAUCUCGGAACCGACCGCAACUCAGCUUUGCUUCUCUCGAGAUGGCAAGUGGCUUGCCUCGGUUGACGAAUGGCAGCCUCCCGAACGAGACACAGACGUACUCUUGACGGGAUCUAAAAUACCAGAGGAGGCAUCCCGGGAGAGGCGUGAGAUCUAUCUCAAAUUCUGGGAAGUUGGGGCCGAAGCCGAAGCCGACCAGUUCCAGCUGGUGACUCGGAUCAAUGAUGCGCAUCACACCGACCAAACAGAGCCUAUUUUUUGUCUUGCCAGUGACCCGACAUCCUCCCGGUUCGCCACAAUCGGAGGUGACGCCACGGUGCGAUUUUGGACCCCACGAAUGCGCAGGAGAGAUGGACUCGCAGCGACCGGCCCCAACGGCGAACCACUACGGAGCUGGGUUUGCUCCCGGACUGUCACUUUGCCCAUCCACGAGCAGCAGGAUGAUUUCGUUGAGACGGCCAAGGAUACCCCCCGCAACGGUGCUGUCACGUUUUCGGAAGACGGGUCAAUCCUUUUUGCCGCGUUCGGCCCUCCCUCGGGAGCUCUAGUCGUCGCCAUUGACACCGAGACUGGUGAUAUUCGAGACCUCGUUUUCAACAUGUACAAGGGCGAAAUUCGCGCUCUGCGCUCGCUGGGAUCGUCAUUGAUCAUGCUAUCGGAGGACCUUGUUGUUUACGAUAUUGUGGCAGAUGAGCUGCUCUACAGCUACUCUCUCAAAGAAACAUCGCCGGCUGCCAGACGGCUCGCUCAGCUUGCGGUCAACCACGAUUCCCGCAGUAUCGCCCUCGUUGCACCUAUCCCAGACCAGACACAGAGCAAGAUCAAGAAAGGGGCUAAAUCGGAGCUCGUUAUCCUCAAACUCGAUGAGGACGAGCCCCAGCUAGUUCAAACGUUCCCCCAUCUGAUCACCUCUAUUUGUGCUGCACCAUCGUCCUCCGGUUUCAUUGUCGUUGACUCCACCGCUCAAAUCUGGUCUGUAACGGAGGGGCCAGAGCAAGCGCCGAUGCUCCAGGCUUUAUCGGAUUUGGGAGUAGACAAUGAUGCCGUCGGCGACGAGGUGCAGGAAGCCGAAGCCAGCGACGAGGAAAUGGGAGACGAGGAUCAAGAUGUGGAGAUGGUGGAUGAAGAUGACACGCAUGCUGCGGUCGUAGCGCCCCAACAUCUCGCCAUGAUUUUCAAUGCCGCGCCAGCUUUCGCCAUGCCGCCGAUUGAAGAUGUUUUCUAUCAGGUGGCCGGGUUGUUGUCAACGAAGCCUAUCAGCCCCUAG